CGGACAGGAGUGGGAGCAGGUAGUCACGGAGGGACUCGGACACCAGGGGGCGGACACGGACACGGUGUGACACGGCUCCCGCUGCAGUGGAAGGACCAUGGGGGUCCCUGCGGCCCGGCUGCUGCUGCUGCUGCUGCUGCUCCCCGUGACCCCCAUACUCCUCGUGUCCCCCUGUUUCCCUUUGAUGCUGGACAUUUCCCCAGAGCUGGACCUGAGCAACCGGAGCAGCGGCUGUGCCGAGCUGGACUGGAGCCCGUUCCAGGGGCACCGGCGGCUGCUGCUGCGGCACAACGGCAUCGAGGCCCUGAGCGCCUCGGCCCGCCUGGGGCCGCGGCUGGAGGAGCUGGACCUGGCGGAGAACCGGCUGCGGGAGCUGCCCCGAGGCUUCUUCAGCAACGCCACGGCGCUGCGGAGCCUGAGGCUGGAGGGGAACCCCCUGGCCGCCGUGCCCCCCGCCGCCUUCCAGCCCUCGCUGCGCUCCCUGAGCGUGUCCUGCCGCUGCGACGUGCUGGGCACCGUCCUGGAGCCCUGUGCCCGCGGGGGCAUCCGCUGCCAGUGCCUCACCUCGCGCGGGCAUCCCUUCAACGUCACGGAAUUCCACGGCCGGGAGUGCGGGCCGGGCGCGGGCCCGGUGGCAGCGCUGGUGGCCGGGCUGGUGGCCGCGGUGGCCGCGCUGGUGGCAGCGCUGGUGGCCGCGGUUUGGUACCGGCGGAGGAGAGCGGGAGCCGCGGUGGGCGGCGGGGGAAGGGGGAAGCAGGAUCGCGCUGGAAGCCUCCGGCAGCCCCGCUACAUCAGCCGGGACACCGCGAGCGCCGAUGUCACCGACGGCCCCGACUACGAGAACGUCUUCGUGAGCCCCCGCACGGCCCCGGCUGCGGGAUUGGCACUGGCGUGGCAGGAGCCGCGCUACAGCCCCCAGGUCCCGCUGCACGAGGAUUAUUUCCUGGAGAGCGCGGCCGAUCCCGGGGACCAGCCCAUCUACGCCAACACUCUGGGCCCCACCGAGGACAUCUACCUCACCCCUGACCAGUGAGGGGCUGGGGAGGCACAGGGAGGCCUGGGGGGACGCUCUGUGUCCCUUUCCCUGGCUGUCCCCCAGCCCAGAGGGGACGGGGACAUUCCCCUGCGCGGUUCCCACGCACAUCCUGGGGCAGCGCCUUUCGAGGGGUUUUUUGGGUUUUUUGGCAGCCCCGGCUCCCUCCUUCGCCCCGGUUCUCAGGCGGAGGCGGGGGCUGAGCUGACAUUUCCUCCCGGGGCUGCGGGGACGCCUCGGCCGCAUCCGCCGGCAGCGGCACCGGAGCGGCGGGGCCGGGACACGCCCGGGGCCGGCGCGAGGAGCGGGGCUGACCACGGCCUCGGCUUCCUCUUCCCCUUUCGAGCCGAUGGAGAGGAGAGCUCGCCUGGGGACGGGCUGGCGGUUGGGGACAUCCGGUGCCACCUGCUCGAUCCUUUCCCGCUAAAUCUGCCGCUUUGGGGAACAAAGAACAAACUCCUUUUUUUUAAUCCUCCCGGUGGGACCCCGAGCUGUUGGGACAUAGGGAGCCCACGGUUUGUCUGGGUGUCCCCCCAGUCCCUGGGAGGCUUCAUU
Camarhynchus parvulus is the source of this 1588-nucleotide messenger RNA. It is a transcript of the gene LRRC25, whose product is annotated as leucine rich repeat containing 25. The transcript is spliced from 3 exons. Bases 98 to 1033 code for a protein of 311 amino acids. The record is from RefSeq and is a predicted model, not a curated record. Gene Ontology annotation, molecular function: protein binding. Lineage: Eukaryota; Metazoa; Chordata; Aves; Passeriformes; Thraupidae.